GGAAUACAGGGGAAAAGUAUUUGCCACGUCCUCCCAACUUCCUGAGAAACAAACCCUCCCCCUAAAUAGGCAGCUUUGUGAAGGUCUGUUGGAUGGUAUUUCCAGUGUCUGCAUGAGGAUCCAAAAAGUACUUCUCUUUUUAGUAAAAUGAAAUAAUGUGAAUGCAGUUACCUCAAUGCCACAGAAGUCCAGGAUGGGUCUCAGCUCAGCCAUCCUCGUCUUAUCAGCAGCUGUUUCCACACUGGGUGGCUUGAUAUUUGGAUAUGAACUAGGAAUCAUUUCUGGUGCCUUAUUGCAGUUGAAAAUAGACUAUUACCUUAGCUGUUUUGAACAAGAAGCUCUUGUUAGUGGAGUGUUGAUUGGAGCUCUUCUUGCCUCACUGGUAGGUGGUGUGGUCAUUGAUCGAUAUGGACGAAGAUCCUCCAUACUUGUCAGUAACCUGGUGGUUUUCGCUGGGAGCCUUAUUUUAGUUUAUGCCAACUCAUUUUGGUGGCUAGUUGUUGGACGUAUAAUCAUUGGGUUUGCCAUCUCCAUCUCAUCCAUGGCAUGCUGUAUUUAUGUCUCUGAAAUAGUACAGCCAUACCAGCGUGGCAUGCUUGUCUCUCUUUAUGAAACUGGCAUCACAGCUGGCAUUUUACUUUCAUAUGCAAUGAACUAUGUUUUAGCCAAUGUGAAUCAGGGAUGGAAAUACAUGUUUGGAUUAGCUAUUGCCCCUGCAAUUGCACAGUUUAUUAUAAUCUUGUUCCUGCCAUUGAAUAUGCCUAAACAGAGUGCACAGAACUCUGAAACAGAGAAUGGAUUUAUUCAGUUACAGAAUAUUGAUGAAAGUGAAGGAGUAUUAGAUCCAAAUGAGAGACGAUACACAUUCCUUGACCUCUUCAGCGCUAAAGACAAUAUGAGAACAAGGACUAUAAUUGGUCUAGGAUUAGUGCUAUUCCAGCAGUUAACAGGACAACCUAAUGUACUUUAUUAUGCAUCGACUAUAUUUCGCUCAGCUGGUUUUCAGAGCAAUUCCUCUGCGGUUCUGGCAUCUGUUGGACUUGGAGUGGUAAAAGUUGUCUCCACUUUAGUUGCUAUGAGCUGUGCAGACAAAGCAGGAAGAAGAAUUUUACUUAUUGUUGGAUGUAUAGUGAUGGCAAUUUCUGUAACAGGAAUUGGGCUUGCAAGCUUUUCUAUUAAACUGGACACUCCCAGAGGCUGUGAAUUAGUUGCACGUUUAAAUACAUCUGUUGAUCUUUCAAAUUCUGCUGGAAUGUUCGACUCAUUAAAUUACGUGACUGGUCCAAAAGCAACAGCGUAUACUCAGCAAGUCCACCAGAGCAUUUCAAUGACUAGAGAAGUGAGCUUUACAUCAUCUGGUAUUAGCAACACCACAACUCUAAUCUCAGGUUCCUCUUCUACUUGGGACAAGGAAACUAGAAAGGUCACAGACUCUCCUGUCAGCUCAGAUUUGUCUUUGUUGAACUGGAUUAUUUUGUUAAGCAUGAUGGCAUUUGUAAGUGCUUUCUCCAUUGGAUUUGGACCAAUGACCUGGUUAGUCCUUAGUGAAAUCUAUCCAGCUGACAUACGUGGACGAGCCUUUGCGUUUUGCAACAGUUUUAAUUGGGCUGCAAAUUUGUUUAUCACUCUAACAUUCCUAGAUGUCAUUGAAUCUAUAGGUAUGUCCUGGACUUUUCUAAUAUAUGGUUUAAUGGGAGUAGCUGCUGUCAUAUUCAUUUAUAUCUUCAUUCCUGAAACAAAAGGACAGUCCCUUGAAGAAAUUGAUAAACAAUUCUCAGCAAAAAGGUUACUAAAAAGAAGUCAUUUAUGGGAAAGACUCCAAUGGUGCCAGUUUUCUGGUCCAAAAUACCAAAGAAUGGAAAUAUCACGUGCCUCCUUGUCUAGCGCUUCCAGCAGUUCAUAGAUCUGAUUUCUGCAGAUGCUUCUAGUGUGGACUUUUGUGUGACUUAACAUUACAGUCAGUGGAUUGUGAUUUAAACAAUGAAUGCACAGUAAUAUCAAUGACGAGCCACCAAAGAUAUUUAUAUUUGAAAUGAGGAAUUCAAAAUGGUAAUACUGCAUUACUUUUUCUUUCAACCCAAGUGUUCCAUUCUACUGAAAAGCUCAAAAUCAACGAUCCUGGUUGGGGCCUGAUCUAUCUAUUUCAGUAACAAACAGAAUAACAGUUCCAAAGCACACACUUCUUUCAAUAUAGUGUAACUUUAGUGUUGCAAAUCCAUAAUAUACAAACACAAAUAACAUGUUGUUGCCAGUCAGGAGUAUGAUAAUGUCUUUUUAGGAAUAUGUAGUGCUUAAAGGAACCACGUAGUGAGAAAAAAAUGUUCUAAUUCAUUAGGCCAUGUGAUUUCUUUCACGCGCAAAGGGAUUAAACAUGAAGGUUAAGUCUUGCUUUCAUACCUUGAGCUGAACACAGACAGUGAUUGGCAAGUUUGUGUGACUGUUGCUGAAAAUUGUCUCACUGGCUGCAGAGAACUGCUCUACAGAGCAGGACUUUAUCUAUGUGUUUACCCAUUUAUAGAGUUAAACAUAGAGUUCCAGGGGGAGUAGGGAAAAGAAUUAAAUUCUGUAACAGAUUAGUGCAAGUCAUUUUUCCAGUAUAAGAUCCUUUUAAAGGGUCAUACAAGUGAGUUUGGCAUACAGAGCAGUGGAUUUCAAACUCACUUUUGAAGCAUCUUAUUAAUAUGCUUACAUUAGCAAAAACACUUCUGAGAAAUGUUCUAAUGUGAAAAAUUAAUGUUUCCUUAGUAGCAUUUUUAUUGCAAAUUUACUUUUCUAAAACUUUAAAGACUCCAGAAAAGUAAAACUAGUUCUAAUAUUUAUUUAAAAUGAGUCGUGAAGUUUGUUUUAGUCAUUUUAAAAUAAAACAAGUUACUGUAUAUUGCCACUAGAUGGUGCCGGUAACUUUUAUUUGAGUCUGUUUUCUGUUUUUGAGAUGAAGAGACCAAAAUAUAAAUUAUUUCGAAUAAA
Messenger RNA from Bombina bombina (fire-bellied toad), 2967 nucleotides. It is a transcript of the gene SLC2A10, whose product is annotated as solute carrier family 2 member 10. Gene Ontology annotation, molecular function: transmembrane transporter activity. Gene Ontology annotation, cellular component: membrane. The record is from RefSeq and is a predicted model, not a curated record. The transcript has 6 exons. Gene Ontology annotation, biological process: transmembrane transport. NCBI's taxonomy places the organism in Eukaryota, Metazoa, Chordata, Amphibia, Anura, Bombinatoridae. The coding region runs from base 176 to 1903 and encodes 575 amino acids.